This is a messenger RNA of Malus domestica (apple), 1300 nucleotides long. RefSeq names its product thioredoxin O2, mitochondrial-like. The record is from RefSeq and is a predicted model, not a curated record. NCBI's taxonomy places the organism in Eukaryota, Viridiplantae, Streptophyta, Magnoliopsida, Rosales, Rosaceae.
AAUUCUGAAUCACCAAACACCUCAACUUCAGUUGCCCCCAACUCUAUUAGGAUUUCCAAGCCAAUUAUCAAUGCCUCAUACUCCGUCCGAUUGUUGGUAGUCUCCUGAUAAUCUAGGAGGAAUAAGUAACAGUGUUGAACCCCGUUGAAUAAUAGCCAUCCCAGCUUCAGCAGCAUUUUGGGUACAAGAUCCAUCAAAAUACAACUCCAUGGAGUGAUCUAAAGGCUGGAUAUCCUCUUUACCUUCUGCUGAACCCAUUCUUCCCUGCCCGACAGGGCCUUGCUUGGUGGAAUCCAAAGUUUUUACAGCUUCUCUGGACGCAAAGGAAGGAACGAGGGGAGAGAGGAAAAAGAAGUGAACGGAAAAGAAAGGGAAAGUAAUGGCGAGGAAUUUAGGGGUUUUGGUACGGCAGUUGCUCCCUAAUUCUAAUCGUGUCAAAAAUCACACCAUGGAAACCCUAAUCCUAGCACCAUCUUCGCAACCCAAACCAUUCUCCAAUUGCUUCAACUCCCCAAACCCUCGUUUCCUGCAUUCAGGUCGCUCAAGAAUUUGCAGCCUUUACUCAGAGGCCCGAUAUCGUCAAGUAAUGUUUGAACUUGAAGAUGUCCUAUUGGAAUCUAAACCGUCAGUAAUUUUUUUCUUCUCGGCACCCUCCUCUGCAUUCUUAAUUAUUCUUUGUGCAGGCGCCCUGGUUUCUCCAGUCCUUCAAGAUUUGAUCGAACGAUUUCCACACGUAAAAGCGUACAAGAUUGACGCUUCUAAGGAAGACUCUGACUAUGCAAUUCGGACGUUCGAUGUCCGUGCUGUGCCAGCGGUGGCCUUCAUCAAAGAUGGGGAAUGGGUGUCGAACUGUGUCGGUGCUAAUAUUGCACAAUUGAAGUAUACUUUUGAAGCUCUCUACGGUGAACAUCCCAUUGAAAGGCCACCAUACCUCGAUAGGAUUCAUGUCUAACAUACGGUCCGCGUCAGCGUAGUAAGAUGGUGAUGACAACACGACUCGAAACAAGGCGAUAUUUGGGGACCUACCAGUCCUUUCGUUUUUCCUCUUACACACUCUUAUUCAAUUCUAAGUUUUUGUUCAAAUUUCUAAGUUUUUAAAGAAUAUAUAUGAGCUACAAGUCCUUUGUGUGUGUGGUUUGGAGUCUAAAUAAGGGAACUGAUUCUCGUACCUCUUUUUCCUCGUCCACACUCUUGGUCAUUUCUAAGAGAUUUAUACAAUCAAAAUCAGAGGGGAGAAAAGUGGUGUGUGGAAUUCACUCCCCUAAAUAAUUACAUUAUGUAUCAACAUCAUAUGGAUGAA